AUGGGGACUUGCGGCAGGGAUAUCGGAAUCGGACUUAGAAUUCAGGUGGACGGACAAAAGAAACCUGCAGUAAAGCCCCUCCCAUUUCGUCAACCAGUGUUGGAUCCCACAGGCCAAAAGAGCCAAUAUCUCACUAUCCAUUACAGCGCCCGUGUUGCCUCAUUUCAGGCCUGCUUCUUAUCAGUACAGACCUCCACGCCAUGGAUUCUGCGACGACUGAUCACACUAGGCCAGGCCUACGACCUCUGCGACGGUCGGCUUUGGCUUAUGAAGUGCUCUGGCGGUAAAGCGCCAUGUGAUCGUUGCCGGAAGGCCAACAGCUAUUGCGUAUUUGAACCGCCGCAGGCCGCACCACCAAACGGAAACAGUGUCUCUGUUCAGCCCGAGAUCCAACCGUUGAUUGUCUGCGCUACCGCACCAAUUGAAGGGUCCAGUGGAUUACUAGAGACAAGGCCAACUGCCAAUUACUCAACUGCUUGCUCACAGCAUGCAUCGAUAGCUGACGCUGAUUUUGAUUUCCACGUACCUGUAUCCUUGCCUUCGUUCCAUUACUCUGGCAAUGAACUUGCUACAUCCCAGCCAAAGGGCGGUGCCGAUUUCUCUCGUCGCAAAAGAAGACGGAUUUCGGACUGGCUCGAUGUGGACAACCUUGACGAUACGGACUCUGACACUGUGGCCGGCGACAAAGAUCAAGAUAUCUCGCAAGCAUCCUCGCCUUAUCAGACAGUCAAGGAGUUUGAAGCUGCCUACUGGCGGGUGAACAGUCUGGAGGGUACCACCCCGCGAACGCCCACAAGCAUAGAGCUUAGAAACCCUUUCCCGCCUGAAGCCAUGUUUCCCUCUUCGAUGACUGACAGAGGGCCCUUGCUUUACUGUCUAGGAGAGGUUGGUAUAUGCGAGGCCGAUGCUAAAGAUAUGUUGAUACGCUUUGGCGAGAGAGUUGCGUCUUUCAUGCCCGGAUUAUAUGAUACCCAGUUCUUGGAUCUUCCGAAUGAUCCGCUCUACGCCCUAGCAGCCAUCAAGGUAAUGACACGGUACCUUCCCGGCGUGGACGCAUUGAGAGCCAGGGUGGACGUGGUGCUGCAAAACUUACUCCGUAACAUCCUCUUUGAUGACCUUCAAAGACCAUUUGCAGCUGUACUCGAGUCGAUGCGUGGUCUUUCCAUUCUCUAUGGCUACUCUGAGGUUACGGUAGCGCGAUCACAGAGCGACACAAGACAGUGCAGGGCAGAUGCCCUGUCGAUCAAGGGUGUAAUUGAGGGCUACGCAAUCAGGAGAAACAUCGGUAGGCCAAUACCAUCAAACGCGCUAGGCUGUGUUUUAUGGCUCUGGCUUUACACCAUGAGCACCCAGUGA
Messenger RNA from Clonostachys rhizophaga, 1356 nucleotides. NCBI's taxonomy places the organism in Eukaryota, Fungi, Ascomycota, Sordariomycetes, Hypocreales, Bionectriaceae. The record is from the annotation of a GenBank genome assembly.